AUGGAUAUUGAUGAUAAUAAUGAAGAUUUUAUUCAUACGAAAACCGUUUUUCGACGUCAUUCAAAAGGUCCUGUUAUGUUUAAUGGAUGUUCACCAUUAGGUGAUGUUAUUAUAAUUGAUAAUAUUAGUCAAAAAAAAUCCUAUGAUCUAACUGGAUGGUAUAUUGAACGACAAACAGAUUCUCAACAAUUUCUUCGAUAUACAUUUACAGAUAAAUUUAUUCUUCCACCAAUGACAACAAUUGAAUUAUGGUCAAGUACAUCAACACCUAUAUCAAUAUCAAAUGAAAAAGAACAUAAUCAAUCAUCAGAAUCACAUGAACAACAACAAACAUUUGUUAUAAUUAAAACAAAAUUAUUAACAUGGAAUACUGCUCGACAAUGGAGUAUUAAUCAACUGUUUGAUUCUCAUGGACACGAAAAGGCUAUUUUUUCUCAUCGAACAUUGACACCAAUAGAACAUGAAAAAGAAGAAUAA
Messenger RNA from Rotaria sp. Silwood1, 477 nucleotides. The record is from the annotation of a GenBank genome assembly. Lineage: Eukaryota; Metazoa; Rotifera; Eurotatoria; Philodinida; Philodinidae.